AUGAAAUGCAACAAAAAGGCAGAUAUUCAGCCUGCCUGCCAGCAGCCAGUAUCUCCUUUGGGCCUUCAGGGAAUCUUGGAGAAUAAACAUAAAAGUACCAAGCGUGUUUCUGGAGAGGGAAGUACCUGUAGAAAAGCUUGCAUCAGCGGCUUCAGUGCCAGCCGGUGGGGGAGGCAAGUAAGGCUCCGUCCAAAAAGGCACAAAAAUAACAGACAGCAGAAGCAGCCCAAUAAUUCCUUUUUCAGAUCACAGAUGAGGCAAAAAGGAAUGAAGAAGGGUGUUCUGGAGAUGUCUGUAGAUACAACAGACAAUGACUAUUCGCUCCUCAAUAGCUCCCAUUCCUGGGGUAGAGUUCGAGCAUCUUUGUCCUUCCAUAAGAAGAAGAAAGUUACCACAGAAGAGAGUUUCUGCCACAGCAUCCUUUGUACCCCUUCUGUGAAAUCCUAUCUUUCAGGGCACCAAGCAACCCUAUCUGCUGGUAAGGCUCAGUGCUGCACUUGGUCUGCUUCCUCCAUGGUCCUGCUGGCUCCCAGGAAUUCCCAUUCUAUGCUGGAGCUAACGCUUACAGAUGCAGAGAAGGUGUUUGGGGAAUGCUACCAGGAGGGGCCUAUCACUUUUGAGGAAUGCAUUCCUUUAGAUAAGAUGAAAGAUUGCAAGAAAAUUGGAGAAGGGGUGUUUGGAGAGGUCUUCCAGAUCGACAGUGAGAGAGGACCUGUGGCCUUAAAAAUAAUUCCCAUUGAGGGGACUGAAAGAGUAAAUGGUGAAGCUCAAAAGAGCUUUGGAGAGAUUCUGCCUGAAAUAAUAAUUUCGAAAGAACUCAGUCUUCUGUCUGAAGAGUCUGUGAAUAGGACUGUUGGGUUCAUCAGCUUGUACUCUGUGCACUGUGUUCAAGGGGCCUACCCUAAGUAUCUCCUGGAAGCCUGGGACAAAUACCACAAAGUAACAGGAUCAGAAAAUGAUCGGCCAGACCUUUUUGGGGACGAGCAGCUCUUCAUGGUUCUGGAGUUUGAAUUUGGAGGCAGUGACUUGGAGAAUAUGAGAAAGACGUUGAGUUCAGUGGCAUCAGCAAAAAGCAUUUUGCACCAGGUCACUGCUUCCCUGGCUGUGGCAGAACAGGAACUGUGCUUUGAGCACAGAGACUUGCACUGGGGGAAUGUGCUGGUAAAGGAAACUGAUGUAAAGGAGCUUAAUUAUGUGUUGAAUGGGGCAACGCACACAAUCCCCACAGCAGGGAUUCAUGUCAACAUCAUAGAUUACACCUUGUCUCGGCUGGAGAAGGAUGGGUUAACUGUGUUUUGUGACCUUUCCACUGAUGAAGAACUGUUUCAAGGCACAGGGGACUACCAGUUUGAUAUCUACAGGCAAAUGAAAGCAGAGAACUCCAACAGCUGGACUGACUAUCAUCCACACAGCAACGUCCUCUGGCUGCACUACUUGUCGGAUAAACUUUUGAAAGACAUGAGGUACAAGAAAAAGGAAUCAACUUCUGCCAUGAGGAAAAUAAAGCAGCAGCUCAGGAAGUUCCACAAAGAAGUACUGACCUUUGAGUCGGCCAAUGAAGUUUUACAAAACAGCAGCCUCUUCCAGUGA
This is a messenger RNA of Pelecanus crispus (Dalmatian pelican), 1590 nucleotides long. It is a transcript of the gene HASPIN, whose product is annotated as histone H3 associated protein kinase. Gene Ontology annotation, cellular component: cytoplasm; nucleus. Gene Ontology annotation, biological process: intracellular signal transduction; protein phosphorylation; mitotic cell cycle. The record is from RefSeq and is a predicted model, not a curated record. Gene Ontology annotation, molecular function: histone H3T3 kinase activity; ATP binding. NCBI's taxonomy places the organism in Eukaryota, Metazoa, Chordata, Aves, Pelecaniformes, Pelecanidae.